This is a messenger RNA of Electrophorus electricus (electric eel), 2737 nucleotides long. RefSeq names its product DEAD (Asp-Glu-Ala-Asp) box polypeptide 10 (gene ddx10). Lineage: Eukaryota; Metazoa; Chordata; Actinopteri; Gymnotiformes; Gymnotidae. Gene Ontology annotation, molecular function: ATP binding; RNA helicase activity; nucleic acid binding. The record is from RefSeq and is a predicted model, not a curated record.
CUCUGGAGAGAGAGGACUACGUUUGGUCCACAUGUACUACGUUGUAAACUAUUGCGGUCGGUUAGAUUUAAACAUUUGCAUCGGAAAUGAGGAUAAAAAAGGCGAAAGCAAACAAAAAUGUGAACAGUGACCCAGUUAAGAACUUUGAGAAAUGGAAAAAGAGAUAUGACAAAUCCAGGAAACAAACAAAAAGACCGAAUAAGAAACGUGAUUGGGAGAUAGAAAGAGAAAACAUACAGAAGCUGGUCGAUAAAUACGCGGAGAUAAAUCCAAAGGAAGCUGUUAAAUUUUCUGAUUUUCCACUCUCAAAGAAAACUGUAAAAGGCCUUCUUGAGGCUCAGUAUCGACAACCGACAGAGAUCCAAAGACAGACCAUUGGCUUUGCGUUGCAAGAAAAGGAUGUUCUGGGUGCUGCAAAAACUGGCUCAGGAAAAACUCUGGCCUUCCUUAUUCCUGUCUUGGAGUGUUUGUACCGUCACCAGUGGACUGCUAUGGAUGGCCUUGGUGCUCUUAUUAUCUCCCCCACUCGAGAGCUGGCUUAUCAGACAUUUGAAGUGCUGAGGAAAGUGGGAAAAAAUCACGAGUUUUCAGCUGGCCUCGUAAUUGGCGGAAAGGACCUCAAGGAAGAGUCACUGAAGAUCCACCGUACCAACAUCGUCAUCUGCACGCCGGGGCGCCUGCUGCAGCAUAUGGACGAAAAUUCCACCUUCCACGCCUCAGACCUGCGCAUGCUCGUUCUGGAUGAAGCAGACAGAAUUUUGGACAUGGGUUUUGCUGACACACUCAACGCCAUCAUUGAGAACCUUCCUAAGACCAGACAGACACUGCUAUUCUCUGCUACACAAACCAAGUCUGUCAAAGACCUGGCCAGGCUCAGCCUAAAGGACCCUGAGUAUGUGUGGGUGCACGAAAAGGCCAAGUUCAGCACUCCUGCAACUCUGGAGCAGAGCUACGUGGUGUGUGAACUGCAUCAGAAGGUCGACAUGCUCUUUUCUUUUUUGAGGAGUCACGUACAGAAGAAGAUUAUUGUGUUUUUUGCUUGCUGCAAGGAGGUGCAGUACCUGUUCCGUGUGUUCUGUCGUCUGCGGCCCGGCAUCUCUGUGCUGGCACUGCACGGCAAGCAGCCGCAGCUGAAAAGGGUUGACGUCUACAACGACUUCGUCCGCAAAAAGGCCGCUGUGCUCUUUGCCACGGACAUUGCUGCGCGAGGACUCGACUUCCCUGCUGUGAACUGGGUGCUGCAGUUUGACUGCCCAGAAGAUGCCAACACGUACAUCCACAGAGUCGGGAGGACUGCCAGGUAUAAGGAAGGAGGGGAGGCUCUGCUCAUCCUAUUGCCCUCUGAGGAGCAAGGCAUGAUCUCCCAGCUUCAGGAGAAAAAAGUCCCCAUCAACAAAAUCCAGGUGAACCCAGACAAGCUGGUAUCUGUGCAGCAGAAGCUAGAGGCCUUCCUGGCCCAGGAGAAGGAGCAGAAGGAGCGGGCUCAGAGGUGUUUUGUGUCCUACCUUCGCUCAAUCUACCUGAUGAAGAACAAAGACGUCUUUGAUGUGUUUCAGCUCCAGCUGCCAGAAUACGCCACGUCUCUGGGGCUGGCCGUGGCCCCACGCGUGCGCUUCCUGGAUAAGGCUCAACAGCAGAGGCUGGGCGAGGCACCAGAGAGUAGCACUGCACCAGACCGGGAGGCCGAUCAAGAGCUCGAGAGCUUCAAGGCCCAGCUCCGAGGAGACCGUACCAGCAUGCAAUUAGAGGAGGAGGAGGAAGAUGUAGAUGAAGAGGAAGAAGAGAAUGGGGAGCUACCUCGAAGUCUGCUCCAUAGUGCUGAGGAGCAGGAGGACGAAGACCUGGAUCUGGACCUACUGACGGUCAAACGGAGAGAUGUGUUUAAUAUCGAUGAUGGGCAGGAUGAAAAGCCGGAUGCCAAACAACGGAACAAGAAAGCGUCCAAAUUCAAGGAGGUGAAGAAAGUACUGAAGAGAAACUUCAAAGUGAACACCAAGAAGGUCUUCACAGAGGAUGGAGAGACGGUGCAAGAGUGGCCUCAGCUGCAGAGGACGGUCAUGCCCGAGGACGAGGACGAGGGUGAUGGUGAGACGUCGGGCAUUAACGUGGAGGCGGCCAAAGAGCGCCUCUGCAGGGAAGACCGGGAGUUUGACAAGAAAGAAUACAGCAGGAAGAUCAAGGAGAAACACAGGGAGAAAAGGCUGAAGGAGAAGGCUGCACGGCGAGAAGCCAGCAAGCGGGCGAAAGAGGAGAAGAAGCAGGAAGCUUCUGGUGGUGGUGAUGAAGAUGAGGAUGAGGAAGUAGUGGCAUACUUGUCUGGCGUUGACGAAGAGUUUGACCCCAGCACCUUGCCUGACCCGGACAAAGUACGAGAUUCGGAGGACAUGAAAAGCAGUGAUUGUCCUGAGCUGGCUAGGAGGAAGAGGGCUCGCGGCAGCAACAACGACGGCGGCAGUGAAGAUGAGCAUGAGGGACGCUGGGGCACGGGGAGGAAGAAAGCCAAGCAGCAAGCCUUGCAGGCUGAGCCCCUGGACACUGGCCUCUCUCUGGCUGAGGAUGAAGAGCUGGUGCUGCAUUUGCUGGGCAGCCAGAGCUAGUUGCACAAGUGACUGCAGGCCCCACCUCACACACACACACACACACACUUAAUUUCCCUCCCCUGGACUCUGAUUACUCUGUCUUCUGCAUUUAGAUAUUGUGUAUUUACAUUUUGUCAAAUAAAACUUGAUAUACUGUG